UUGUUCUAAGAUCUAAUGGCGGCUACACUCAACUCUCCCCCAUUAUAUAAACCCCACCCCUCAAAAACAUUCCCCAAAAAUAUGCAACAAAGCAAUCAAAUUUCACUAACCCACGAUCCCAAAUCCAUGAAACUCCUCCACCGCCUCUCCGGCAACCAGUGCGGCUCCGUCGUCUCCCAAACCAUCCACGCGCCGCUGCCGCUAGUCUGGUCCGUCGUCCGCCGGUUCGGCGAGCCGCAGGCCUACAAGCGGUUCGUCAAGAACUGCGGCCUCAGCUCCGGCGACGGCGGCGCCGGCAGCGUCCGGGAGCUCACCGUCGUGUCGGGGCUGCCGGGCCGGCGGAGCACGGAGCGCCUCGACCGCCUCGACGACGAGUCGCAUGUCAUGGUGGUCAGCAUAAUCGGCGGCGACCAUAAACUCGUCAACUACCGGUCCACGACCACGUUGCACGGCGGUUGCGAUGGAGAGACGGUGGUGACGGAGUCGUAUGUUGUGGACAUUCCGCCGGAUAGCUGUGAGGAGGACACGUGUCUUUUCGCGGAUACUAUAAUUGGUUGCAAUCUUAAGUCGUUAGCUAAGGUUGCAGAGAGUGAAGGGAGCCUAGUGUUGUCAUCGUGUCUUUUUGGGCUUUACAUUGCUGUUGUGUAACAUCAUGUAAAUGGCCUUCGGACUUAGAAUCAAAUUUGUACUACUCUUAUUUGCA
Molecule: messenger RNA, 703 nt
Organism: Salvia hispanica
Lineage: Eukaryota; Viridiplantae; Streptophyta; Magnoliopsida; Lamiales; Lamiaceae
Product: abscisic acid receptor PYL12-like
Biological process (GO): abscisic acid-activated signaling pathway
Cellular component (GO): nucleus; cytoplasm
Molecular function (GO): abscisic acid binding; protein phosphatase inhibitor activity; signaling receptor activity
Source: RefSeq, a predicted model, not a curated record